Molecule: messenger RNA, 2535 nt
Organism: Prunus armeniaca (apricot)
Lineage: Eukaryota; Viridiplantae; Streptophyta; Magnoliopsida; Rosales; Rosaceae
Source: the annotation of a GenBank genome assembly
AUGUUCUUGGGGCACUUAUAUCGCUUGCUUGACCAGAUUCAAUUUCUUGAGAAGGGGGCGGCCGGAACCAUGGCUGUGGAGACUUUUGUAAACUCCAGUUUUUUGCAGAUCUUUUUAUGGGAACGCUUCAAAGGGAUAGAGGUAUCUCCACUCCCUUAUUCAAAGGCUGAGUCACUGGUUGCUUCGGACGAGAAUUCCUACGUGCCGGGUAGUCUUCCUCUGAUCUGUAGAUGGUUCCGUCGCAUGCAACGGAAGGGCCAAAACUUUUUAGAGCUGCUGGACGAUGUUGAGCAAUUUAUUUUCCGUCCCUAUUGUGCCUCAUCAGAGGGCUUUAGAAGUAUGCCCUUCUAUGCUGAUUCUGCUGCUUUAAUGGAGGCCCUGGCCAUGCCAACACAAGGUUGUCGGUUACGCAGAGAGGCAUUGUUGAGUGCCGCAUGCCUCCCUCUGCCCACAUUCGGUGAUGACCACUUGGAGACUUCUGUGCAUUAUUCCCCCUUACCGGUUAGACGACAGCUUGGGUUUGACCAAGGUGUGCCCUCUCGUCCCAACCAUGGAGAUUCCUUGAGCUUGCACAGGGUUUUCUGGACUGGUGACAGCGUGCCGGGAGACGGCAGGCCUCUCGCCCUUGCUCUGGCCAGCCGGAAGCGCGUUGGUGGUCUCUCAAAGGCCUACCAAAAUUAUUGGAACCGCUGCUUUGCCUCGUUCAGCCGAUUCCAUGCUGCCCAUUGUGAUAGCUUGAUUCCCACCGUCAUUCAUCAUGCCCGUUUAGUGUCGGAAGAGAAAGCCAUUUCCCUGAGCGAGAAGCAAAAUCUGCCCUUUAUCUCCAAGAGUGGAGAAAUUGUUGGUGAUUUUUCGAAGCUAAAGCGGAAGUUGGAAAAGUCGGGUUCUCAUAGUGCCGGGAAGAGUGUUGCACAUGGGAAACGGAAGCGUGAGGAAAGCUGCAGCGCCGAGAAAAGGCAAGCUGUAAAAGAACCGAAAAGGUUCAUCCCCAAGGUAGCGGCAGGUGGUCCUCCCAGCUCAAGAAAGGUUGCCUUGCCCGAGUCCUUACAGCAGCAGCCUACAGCUUCCGGCAGCAGCGAGCGAGCAGCUCUAAAAGCUUCAUCUCCUCACAGUACUUCCCAAAGUAAAGGCAAGGGUAAGGGGUUUUCCGUGACCCCGAAACGUCGAAGCAUGCGUAUUCUUGAAACGCGGUUUGCUAAUACCCGAAAGAAUAAAGGUGAAGACUCGGGACCCAAAGUAGUGGUGACGGUUGAUGAUAACAGUGAUGAUGAUAGUGAUGACGAUGGCACUGCGGGAACUGAGGCUAACAUUCAUGAGCAAGAGAGCGCUCGCGAUACGAGUGGCAUGGAUGAGGACUUUGAUGAAGGCCAAUACGAUAGUCACGACGAAGACACCUAUCCGGCUUUCGGCACUAGCUUGGGGGAGUUUGAUGACUCAGAUACGACUCCUGCUUUGACUGGCGAUCAUGGACAGCGUGUCGAUAUUGAACUGGUCGUGCCCGCCAUUGAAGGCACGAUAGGUGCUUCAUCGGAGGCUGAUUUUGCCCUUCCCACUACUGUCGCUGAAGUUGUCCUGAGCCUUCCGGCAGUGCAACCUCCUCCUUCUCCUGACCCAUGUACCUCUGACAUGGCUGCUGACGCCUCUCCACUACUUCCAACAGUUCCUCCUCCUAUUUCUCCAAUUCCGAACGCACCUGCCGUAGCUUCCGGCACCGCUCUACUUCUUCCAGCAGCACAUCCCCUUACUCCCCCGAUCUCGAGCACACCUGACAUAACUUCCGGCACCGCUCCACCUCUUCCAGCAGCACAUCUCUGUGCCAAGAUGAUUGACAAUAGUCAUAAGAAUGGUGAUGCUUUUAUCGCAGGUUCCUCAAAAGGGCGUUCAUUCGAGAAAGGCAUGUCUUGGCAAGAUUGGGAGAAUUCCUACAUGGCAUUCAAAGCCUUCUUUGAUGGUGGCGUCACCAUUCUUAGAUCCAUUGAUGAACUUCUUCCGCUUUGCCACAGAUUUGAUGGUUAUGCAACAUUCCAAGGCGCCCUUGUGUAUCCAGAGACGGUUGGAGCCUUGAAAAAGUUCAUGGACAAAUACGGGAGUUUGCUGGAAGCUACAGAUGUCACCUCUUCUUUCUCAAGGUGUACUGCCCUUCGAGCGCUUGGCUUAGUACUUCAUGGGAUGGACACCAUGCAACUCCUUGAUAUUACAGAUCAUAAACUGCUCUGUUGGCGAGAUGCAAUAUGCGAGGCCAUGAUUCUGGGCUUUCCUGUGGAAUUUCUUCUUAAACUCGUGAAGAGCUUAGCACGUGCCGUCUUUGGAGCACGGGCCAUUCAUAGUACGCAAUUAUCGCAUGAUUCCGAUGAAGUAAAAGCUGCUGCAGACGCCUUGAAUAUUAAACAGCAAGAGUUGGAAAACCAGCGCCGGGAGAUGCAUGCCCUUCUUCUUGCUAAGGGAGUUUCUGUUGACAGCGCUGAGUGCGUGACGGAGGCAGCAGCCAGAUUAUCUCCUGGGGCUUCCUUUGUUCUUUUCGGACAUUCCCCAUAG